Molecule: messenger RNA, 2443 nt
Organism: Paramuricea clavata
Lineage: Eukaryota; Metazoa; Cnidaria; Anthozoa; Malacalcyonacea; Plexauridae
Source: the annotation of a GenBank genome assembly
AUGUGGUGGUUUAAAAACUGCGCAAUGGCGAUGUUUUUGUCUUUGGUUGUUUUCGUUUUAACUUGUUACUCCGUUCAAUCGCAUCCACAAUGCCUUGAUUCUCAGCCGCCAUUCAAGCCAAACGCAAAGCGUAUGUGGUGUAAAGAUUCCUUCAAACUGGGCUGCUGUACGAAGCGAGAUGACAGCAAAUUAAAGGCGCUCUACGAUACCGCUUUAAAAACCGUUAACGCUCAAAACAAAAGCCAAUGCAAGAGAUAUUUGUCCAAAGUCGUCUGCCUGAAAUGUCACUCGUGGUCAGCGCAUAUAUACGACGUAGAAGCGAAUCCAAAUUACAACGCGAAAGCCGCGCUACCUUGUCUAGGUUGGAAAUUUUGUACGAAUUUCGUAACGCAUUGCGCGCAAGCGAUCGAGUAUAUCUACGGAGCCGCGAUGAAGACUCGCAACAUUACUCUGGGUGAUUUUUGUCGCGAGUCUGAGGUAGCGCUUAAUAAGGAUUUAUGUUAUCCCAAAAUAAAGAAAACCGUUCGACAAUUGAAGAAUUCUAAACCAGAUAACAUUGCCAGGGGACUGAAUGCCACGCAGAAAGGUUGUUUAUGUGUACGCGAGGUUUGUAUCGAAAGGUCUUUUAUAUUAUGAUAUUUGAGUGUGUUAGUUUUAAAUUGAUUAGCCAUUAGUUUUUUUCAGAAUUUUUUACAGUAAUUAAUUAUAGCCGUUGCCAACCAAUGCUUGGUUACCUUUGUUCCAUUCUAUGCUUACAUUAUCAGAACAGUGGUACCUAGCAGUGGCGUGCUGGGUACUAUUUUUCUGGGGGGGGGCAGUGGGCUAUCAACUAUUAUGCACCCCUAUAUAUUGCAACGCUUGAUAAACGAGGGCCGAUGGCACGAGCCUCGAGCACAGCUGGUGCGCGGUUUCUCUAUAGGGGGGUCCAGGGGCAUGCCCCCUCGGAAAAUUUUUGAAUUUAGGGUCUCUGAAAUGCCGGAAGGUUUGACAGAAAUCUAAUGGUGAGGAAACGGCAUUAUAAUACGUGUUGAAAUUCGCAAUUUGGUUAGAAUUUAAUUAAUUCCAGCGAUUAAUCUACUCCCAAUUCUAUUCUCUACUGACUCAAUCUGAAACAUUUACAACUUACAGCUCUUUCAUACAAUAACACAAGGACCCCACGCAUAUGCAUUUUAAGGUUACCUUGCUUGGCUGCCAAAAGGAUGCGUUUUAGCAUUAUCUUAUUACUUACGUUACUCAUGAGUCAAAUGUUUCUUGUACAAACAACUAAAUUGAGUACACAACUUUACAUUAUCAUAACUAUCUAAUUUGCGCCGCUCUCGUGAUUCGUGAAGCAAAUAAAGGACAUAAUAUAAGGGCAUAAUACCAGCAAAAAAGGGCAUAAUUCCCAUGAUCGCUUUGAAACCUGACCAAUAUUCUGGUAAUGAGACAUUGCGUGUGAUCACUGAUCAUGUUUCUAUAUGAACGAUUUUGUGUGAGCCGUGACUCAAAUACGGUUAGACAAAAUAGUCUGUAAUUUAAUAUAUCACUUUGUCGUCUAUGCGCUUAGUCUGUUUAUAAGCCUAUAAACACAUCUUUUCUUGGCGGAAGUAACUAUAUUUUGUCAAAUGUGUUUUUCCCACCCACUUUCAAAAUUCCGCGCCGGAUCGGCGCCCCCUUUUCAUUUUUGCGUCCCCCAAGAAUUGCCAGCUGUGGGGGGGGGGGGCGUAGCCCCCCGCGGCCUCCCCUGCCAGCACGCCACUGGUACCUAGACAUGUUGGGUUAUUAAUUCACUCACAUAUAUAAUUUAAAUGCUUGGUUACCUUUGUUCCAUUCUAUGCUUACAUUAUCAGAACAGUGGUAUCUAGGCACAAGUUAUCAAUUCACUCAUAUAUAUAUAAUUUGAGAGAAAAUAUACAAACAUAUUAAUCCUAUCUGUUUUGUAGGUGAUCCACAAUCUACGUAAUCCUUUAGCGUUACUUCAUGCGAAUGACCAAACCCACAGAAUGUUCAUAGUCGAACAAAUCGGACUGGUUUACGUAAUUUUACCCAACGAACGCAAACUAGACACGCCAUUUAUGGAUAUUAGAUCAAAAGUCUUAACCAGUUCAGCUUUUGGUGACGAACGUGGCUUACUUGGGAUGGUAUUUCACCCAAAAUACAGGGAAAAUGGUCGUCUCUUUGUUUAUUACAUCACCAAAAAAGUCGGCAACAAGAAGAAAACGGAUCCCAAAGAAUGGUGGUUGGGCACUAGUGUCGCAGUCCUUAGCGAGUGGCGGGUCUCUGGGGCGGAUUUGAAUCGUGUUGACCAGCACUCCGAAAAAGUUCUCAUGAGCAUAGAGCAACCUAAAGGCAAUCACAAUGGUGGCCAACUGUUGUUUGGUAAAGAUAAAUACUUGUAUGUUUUUCCUGGGGAUGGUGGCGCAGCCGGGGAUCCAUUUGGAAAGUUUGGAAAUGCUUUGAAUAA